Coffea eugenioides is the source of this 1515-nucleotide messenger RNA. RefSeq lists its product as uncharacterized. The transcript has a single exon. Gene Ontology annotation, biological process: defense response. Lineage: Eukaryota; Viridiplantae; Streptophyta; Magnoliopsida; Gentianales; Rubiaceae. The coding region runs from base 301 to 1182 and encodes 293 amino acids. The record is from RefSeq and is a predicted model, not a curated record.
UCAAAGCAAAGAAAGAAGGACCAACGAGGAUGAAGGCUAGCUCCUACUCCUACAAGAGGGUCCUUGUCUUCCCUUCGUCCGUCCUACAAGUUGGCUUGUUGGCAACUAUAUCUUUAUAAUAUGAAUAGACAGAUGUCAAUCAAACUUUUUUUCUUUAAAAAGACCCUCUCUCUCGAUCUCCCUCCCCCCUUCUCACUUGGGUUUUGAGUUCUUCAGAUGAUUUGAUCUCCAGCAAAAGAGAAUCAAGAUUCAAAAGAUGAAUUCCUGACAGCCAAUCGAUUGUAGAGAGAAAAAUAAGCGAUGUUUAGAGAGAGAGAAAAGAGGAAUUCAUUAAUGGAGGAGGACCAAGGGGAGAAUCAGAUUCUGGAGAUUAACCUGAUCUCGGCCCAAGGUUUAAAGACGCCGUCCGGAAGUCGUCGCCGGAUGCAAACCUACGCACUCGCUUGGGUUGACCCGGCAACCAAGCUCCGGACCCGAACCGACCGUGUCGGAGCCGAAAACCCUACUUGGAAUGAGUUGUUUCUUUUUCGGGUUUCUUCCCACUUCCUUGCCUGCGAACCCUCCGGCGUCACCGUCGAAAUCUACGCCGUGGGCUACAUCAGAGAUUAUCUCAUCGGCACCGUACGGUUUCUGCUGAGUAGUUGCCUCGGGAAAUUCCCCUCUUCGGCCGACGCAAUUGGAACUCCGGCGUUCACUGCGGUCCAAAUCCGGCGUCCUUCCGGUAGGUUUCACGGAGUCCUCAACAUCGCCGCUUCGGUUUGCAGCAGCACUUGUUCCGAUUUUGAAAUAUUCAGCGGUGCGUCGGCAAUUAGUUUCCGUGAUCUGAUGGGUGCUGAGAUCAAGAAAGAAAAGGAGGAUGAUCGCCGGAGACGGCGAAGGCUGAGCCGCAUAGGGUCGAGUAGGAGCAUGCAGUCAUGCGGUGGAGAAUCUUGUGACUUUGACUUCUCGUCGUUGGACUUGUCGUCGGAUGGUGCUGAAUCGACGACGUCGUCUUCGUCGACGGCGUCCAAUGUUUUGAAAGAAUGGAACGGAGUCAGAACGGAGGUGGCCGGAAAACUCAAGGAACUGAAAAAUGAGGGUGGUGGAGGAGGAUUACUGUGCGGACUUAUGCUGCAGAGGAAGAUUCGUUUCUGCCCGUCCGAUCCAAAUUUGCGUUUCUGGGAAGAGUCGUUGGAAAGUUAGAACCCUUGAUGAUACUCUGGAUUUCUGGGGGGCUCUUUGUUAUGAAUUUUGACGGCUACGAUUGUGCAGAAGACCCCCUUCUUUAAUUGCAGAUAAAUCAACUUGGGCUUUUGCUAGUUCUCACCUGCUGUUGUCGAUUUGUUGGGGAAACUUUGAAAGUUGGGUAGCCGUAAGUUUUUCUGGCAGCAGUACUAAGUAGGAUAAUGGCGAAUUUAGGGAAUUUUUUUUAGUGAAAUUAGUGAAUUUUUCUGGUAUGCAGGUUGUUUUCAAAGAAAAUUAGUAGCAAUAAUGUUGUUUAGUUCAUCUCCAUUCGGACAUUUGCAUUAUAGUUAA